CAACCUACCAUGCCGUCCCACCUGACCUCUUCGCACCAUGACUUACCCACUACUCGCGUACGCCGUCGGUGCCCUCGUCGCCUUCGCCCUCUACAAGCUCGUACGGUUCAUAUGGAACAUAAACACAUCGCCACUCCGACACCUCCCUGGCCCCCCAAAUGACAGCUUAUUCUGGGGUAACAUGAGGACCAUAGAGAAGGAAGAGCACUCGGUCGUUCAGGAACGAUGGGCUGAGCAGUACGGGCAUAGCAUCGCCUACAAAGGUGUCUUUGGCGCGUGGCGUCUGUGGACGGUGGACACCCGCGCGCUCAACCAUGUCAUGACGCACUCUACCAUCUACCAGCGUCCGCCGCAUGCUAGGUAUUUUCUCUCUCGCCUCGUCGGCCCUGGGAUCCUUGUUGCCGAAGGUGCGUAUCCCUUAAAGCUAUCCUUCCUGUAA
Phanerochaete carnosa HHB-10118-sp is the source of this 439-nucleotide messenger RNA. RefSeq lists its product as uncharacterized. The record is from RefSeq and is a predicted model, not a curated record. The transcript is spliced from 2 exons. Gene Ontology annotation, molecular function: heme binding; iron ion binding; monooxygenase activity. Bases 38 to 439 code for a protein of 133 amino acids. NCBI's taxonomy places the organism in Eukaryota, Fungi, Basidiomycota, Agaricomycetes, Polyporales, Phanerochaetaceae.